Messenger RNA from Hibiscus syriacus, 1858 nucleotides. RefSeq names its product beta-fructofuranosidase, soluble isoenzyme I-like. Gene Ontology annotation, molecular function: beta-fructofuranosidase activity. Gene Ontology annotation, biological process: carbohydrate metabolic process. The record is from RefSeq and is a predicted model, not a curated record. Bases 84 to 1829 code for a protein of 581 amino acids. The transcript has 7 exons. Lineage: Eukaryota; Viridiplantae; Streptophyta; Magnoliopsida; Malvales; Malvaceae.
CAUUGCUACACCGGCCUUCCGCCGCCACUAGACCCUUGAAGGGUUUUGCUGUCGUCAUUUUCCUACUGACUCUGAUCGUAAUAAUGACUAACCAUUUGCCCAACACGGAGCCCUCAGCUUCAGCGACGUUGCAGCCAAGAGGGGUGGCCGAAGGAGUGUCGGCAAAGUCAAAUCCGUCUCUUUUGAACCAAGCUCCGUUUAAUUGGACAAACGCUAUGUUUUCUUGGCAAAGAAGUGCUUACCAUUUUCAGCCCCAAAAGAAUUGGAUGAAUGAUCCUAACGGACCAUUGUAUCAUAAAGGAUGGUAUCAUCUAUUUUACCAAUACAACCCUUAUUCAGCUAUAUGGGGUAACAUCACAUGGGGCCAUGCUGUAUCAAGGGAUCUCAUUCAUUGGCUCCAUCUUCCACUCGCCAUGGUCCCGGACCGCUGGUACGACAUUUACGGUGUGUGGACAGGAUCCGCCACUCUCCUGCCAGAUGGCCAAAUCCUAGUGCUUUAUACCGGCAAAACCAAUGAAUCCGUACAGGUGCAAAAUCUAGCAUACCCCGCCAACCUAUCUGAUCCCCUCCUCCUCCACUGGUUAAAAUACCCGGGUAAUCCCGUUAUGGUUCCCCCACCCGGUAUUCAACCCGAUGAUUUCCGAGACCCGACAACCGCUUGGCUCGGAUCCGACGGCACCUGGAGGCUCACCAUGGGCUCCAAGUUUAAUUCCACCGCCGGAAUCUCACUUGUUUAUAAAACGACGAAUUUUAGGGAUUACGAAUUAUUGGAUGGAUUUUUACAUGCGGUUCCGGGUACGGGUAUGUGGGAAUGCGUGGAUUUUUAUCCGGUUGCAGUAAACGGGUCGGUGGCGCUGGACACGUCAGCACUUGGGCCUGGAAUUAAGCAUGUGUUGAAGGUUAGUUUAGAUGACACAAAAGUGGACCAUUAUGCAAUUGGGAGUUAUGACCCGAUAGUAGAUAAAUGGACACCCGAUAACCCGGAAGAGGAUGUGGGUAUCGGUUUGAAACUGGAUUACGGGAGAUACUAUGCCUCAAAGACAUUUUUCGACCAACAUAAACAAAGGAGGGUUCUUUGGGGUUGGAUUAAUGAAACUGAUACCGAAACUGCUGAUCUCCAAAAAGGAUGGGCUUCCCUUCAGACAAUUCCCAGGACUGUUCUAUUUGACAACAAGACUGGAAUCAAUUUACUUCAAUGGCCAGUUGAAGAAGUAGAGAGCUUGAGAUUGAACAAUACAGUGUUUAAGGAUGUGUUAGUUGAACCAGGAUCUGUUGUGCCCCUUGACAUUGGCACAGCCACACAGUUGGAUAUAGUAGCAGAGUUUGAAAUAGAGUCAUUGGCGUCUAGUACUACGAAUACGAACUAUGUCGAUGAUUGCGGUGGAGGCGCAGUUGACCGGAGUACUUACGGACCAUAUGGCCUUUUGGUUAUUGCUGAUGCUUCACUUUCUGAGCUCACUCCUGUAUAUUUCCGUCCCCUUCAUGCAUCUAAUGGCAGUCUCGAGACUUACUUUUGCACGGACGAAACAAGGUCUUCUAAAGCUUCCGAUGUGUUUAAACAAGUGUACGGAGGCAAAGUUCCAGUGCUUAACGAUGAGAAUUACAAUAUGAGGGUAUUGGUGGAUCAUUCAAUUGUGGAAAGCUUUGCUCAAGGAGGGAGGACAGUGAUAUCGUCAAGAAUUUAUCCAACGGAAGCCAUCUAUGGGGCAGCAAGGUUGUUCUUGUUCAACAAUGGAACUGGUGUAAAUGUGAAGGCUACACUCAGAAUAUGGGAAAUGAAUUCUGCAUUUAUUCGUCCUUUCCCCUUCGAAGGAGACGAUAGUGUAUAACAAUGAAUGCUGUGCAGGUGGAUAGAUAU